AUGUAUCCGCGAUUCCUAGACCGCAACUAUCCGCUGGAGAAGCACCUGUUCUUCGUGACCAGGUAUUCGUUUGGCCUCCUGGGUCUCAGAUUCGGAGAGGCGAAGUCGCAGUCCUGGAUCUCCUUGGCCUGGCUGGUGUUCAACUUUGUGAACCUGGCCCACUGCUGCCAGGCGGAGCUCGUCUUCGGCUGGCACUAUCUGCGGAUCAGUCCCGUGGACGCCAUGGAUGCCUUCUGUCCGCUGGCCUGCAGCCUGACGACCCUCUUCAAGCUGGGCUGGAUGUGGUGGCGCCGUCAGGAAGUGUCCGCCCUGAUGGAGCGCAUCCGAUUGCUUACCGAGGAGCAGGCUGGACGAGGCAUUCGCCGAUCAAAUGUGGCGCGAAGGAGCUACUACCUCAAGGCCACUCGCUUUGGGAUGCUCGUCUUCACCCUGGGCAGUAUCACGACCUGUGCCUUCGUCCUGCGCUCCCUGUGGGAGAUGUGGGCGCGGGGCCUGGCUGACUUUAAGUUUGAUAUGCCCUUCCGCAUGCUGUUCCCGGAAUUCGCCCAUCGGAUGCCCUGGUUUCCGCUGUUCUAUCUGUACUCCACCUGGAGCGGACAGGUGACCGUCUACGCCUUCGCCGGCACCGAUGGCUUCUUCUUCGGUUUCACCCUCUAUGUAGCCUUCCUACUGCGGGUCCUCCAAUUGGACGUGAGCGAUUCCCUCCAGUUGGUUAAAAAUCCCAGCCCCAGGGACUGCGAUCUGUGCUGUCGGCGCCUGGCCAACAUUGUCGAUCGACAUAAUGAGAUUGCGCUGAUUGUCCGCCGCUUCUCAGGGAUCAUGGCGGCCCCGGCCUUUGUGCACUUUGUUUCGGCCAGCUUGGUGAUAGCCACCAGUGUCAUAGACAUACUCCUGUACUCCGGCUACAAUAUCAUCCGCUAUGUGGUGUACACGUUCACGGUCUGCUCGGCCAUUUUCCUCUACUGCUAUGGCGGCACUGAGAUUUCCACUGAGAGCCUCUCCGUGGGCGAGGCGGCCUACGGCAGUGCCUGGUACGCUUGGGAUCGGGAGACGCGUAGACGGGUCUACUUGAUUAUCCUACGUGCCCAGCGACCCAUCACCGUUGGAGUGCCCUUCUUUACGCCUUGCCUGCCGGUCUUUACUGCGGUCAUCAAAUUUACGGGCUCCAUUGUGGCGCUGGCCAAGACCAUCUUGUAG
This is a messenger RNA of Drosophila persimilis, 1197 nucleotides long. It is a transcript of the gene Or45b, whose product is annotated as odorant receptor 45b. The coding region runs from base 1 to 1197 and encodes 398 amino acids. NCBI's taxonomy places the organism in Eukaryota, Metazoa, Arthropoda, Insecta, Diptera, Drosophilidae. The record is from RefSeq and is a predicted model, not a curated record. Gene Ontology annotation, biological process: detection of chemical stimulus involved in sensory perception of smell; sensory perception of smell. The transcript has 6 exons. Gene Ontology annotation, cellular component: plasma membrane. Gene Ontology annotation, molecular function: odorant binding; olfactory receptor activity.